Molecule: messenger RNA, 996 nt
Organism: Ophidiomyces ophidiicola
Lineage: Eukaryota; Fungi; Ascomycota; Eurotiomycetes; Onygenales; Onygenaceae
Exons: 2
Coding region: 1-996 (331 amino acids)
Source: RefSeq, a predicted model, not a curated record
AUGAAGUUCGCCUUGCUUACAACCAUCGCCACUGCGCUUUGCGCCCCGGGCGUCUUGUCUGUGCCUCUCGUCGCCCGUAAUACUUCUAGCUCUAUUGGCGCGAGCGUCGGUAGAGUCGGCGGUGGCGUCGGUGGGGGUGUCGGUGGUGGUCGAAUCACUGAUGUUGAUGUUCUUCAGUUUGCGUUGACUCUUGAACAUCUUGAAAAUGUGUUCUAUAAGCAGGGUCUUUCCCGCUUUUCCCAAGCUGAUUUCCUUCGGGCUGGCUUUGACUCACGAUUCUUCAAUCAAAUGAGAUUCGUCGCCAGAGAUGAGGAAGCGCAUGUCGUCUUCUUGCAGCAGGCUAUCACUGGUUUGGGUGUCCGCCCGGUGACUGCUUGUCGAUACAACUUCCCAUUCAGAGAUGUCCGUUCCUUUGUUGGUCUUGCAUCUGUCCUCGAGGGUAUCGGUGUCUCUGCAUACCUUGGUGGAGCUGGUUUCAUCGGCAACAAGGACUUCCUCGGCGCUGCGGCCGCUAUUCUUGCGACGGAAGGCCUCCAUCAGGCUACGCUGCGAAAUUCGCUUGGUCUUGUUGCUUCCGCGAAUAUUGCCGGAACUUCUAUCAAUCCUAACGCCAUUUUCAGUCUUGCCAGCGCCUUUAUUGUCGACUGCCCACGCGGAAAUGCUGCGCUUCCAUUCAAAGCCUUCCCAAGCCUGAGCCCCCGUGGAAAUGUCUUUGCUGUUGACGGCUUCUCGAGAUUCGCUCUUGGCCGCGGUGUUACUGUCCCACAGGUCUUCUUCCUCACCUUCGUCAGCGGGUUUGAUAUCAUCAGUAUUCCCGGUGUUUUUACUGGUGGUCUCUACCAGGGACGUAUUCCGCGACGAAUUUCUGGACAGUCCUUCGUCUUCAUUACUAGCGCCGAAGCUCGUGGCACCCUUGUGGAGAGCAGCAUCCUUGCUGGCCCUGCUAUUAUUGAAGUGAAUCCUAGUGCUCCCAACAUCAACUUCUCGCUCCUCUAA